This is a messenger RNA of Vigna angularis (adzuki bean), 1584 nucleotides long. RefSeq lists its product as uncharacterized. The record is from RefSeq and is a predicted model, not a curated record. Bases 1 to 1584 code for a protein of 527 amino acids. Gene Ontology annotation, molecular function: zinc ion binding; nucleic acid binding. The transcript has a single exon. Lineage: Eukaryota; Viridiplantae; Streptophyta; Magnoliopsida; Fabales; Fabaceae.
AUGGCAAACAUGGUUCACAGCAAUCUUCCAGUCUUCGAUGGAAAAGACUAUGAUGACUGGUGCGUUAAGAUGGAGGCGAUUCUAGGGUAUCAAGAGGUUGAUGAAAUCGUGAAACAGGGAGUUAAAGAAUUGAAAGAAGAUGAUACAGCAGCAGCGAAGAAACUUCAGAAGGAAGAACGUCGUCUGGAUUGCAAAGCCAGAAUGCUUCUUCAUCAAUGCGUUUCUCCAACCAUUUUUCAAAAGAUCUCUAAAGCGUCUAGUGCCAAGGAAGCCUGGGAUAUUCUCCAAGAAGGUUAUGGGAAUACGGGAAAAGUAAAAAAGGUGCGACUACAAGCGUUACAACGUCAAUAUGAACUUCUGGGCAUGGGGACGAAAGAAACUGUGAUUGAAUACAUGGGCAGAAUCCAGAAUCUCAUCAAUGAUAUGAGGGCCUGCGGAAAAAUUGUUAAGGAUAGAAAAUUAAUUGAAAAAGUCUUGCGUACUCUAACCCCGCAGUAUGAUCACAUUGUAAUCACCAUUGAAGAGUGUAAAGACCUCGACUCGUUGAAAAUAGAAGAAUUACAGAAUUCGCUUGUCGCACAUGAACAGAGACUGCUUGAAAGAAAGAAUGCUGAGAAAGCAGCUGAGAUACAAGCAACGGAGCAAGCUCUUCAAGCAAGAACGAAGCAAAACUACAAGAACCGAGGCAGAGGCCGGGGAAGAUCGAGAGGUAGAGGUGGACGAAGUGGAGGGAGAAAUACGACCUACUCAGAUCAGAAUGAUGAAGAAAACGGAGAAGAUGAAGGUAGCAGAGGUGGUAGAUGUCCGAGAGGCAGAGGCAGGAAAGGCACAGAUAAACGGAACAUACAGUGUUACAUUUGCAAGAAGUAUGGUCACUAUUCCUAUGAUUGCUGGCACAACGAAUCUGCUACGAAGGGCAAAAGUGAUGAUACUGCAAAUCUGGCACAAGAUGCACAUGACUGUGAAUCAGAAUUAGUGGUAUUAAUGGGUGUUGCAAGUGAAAUUAGAAAAAUGGACAAAGAUUUGAUGUCAAAGGACAUGUGCUGGAAGAAUGUGGAUUACACGUUACCUAUGGACAACAUGACACGUUUGAUAGACAGUGGAGAAAUAAAGAGCAGCUGUUGUCAAUCAGGUGAGAGACAACAUGCAGAUGCAAAAAUAAAAGAAAGAUGCGUUAUGUUGACAAACUACAACCAAGAACAUGUGGAGAAUGAUCAGAGUUGGUAUCUUGACACGGGAUGCUCUAACCAUAUGACUGGAAGAAGAGAGUGGCUGGUUGAAUUAGAUUCAAGUAGGAAAAGCAAGAUAAGGUUUGCAGAUGACAGCAUGGUGAUGGCAGAAGGAGUGGGAAAAGUCUUGCUCACAUGCAAGAAUGGAGAGACUGCCUAUAUGGAUGAAGUGCUAUUUGUUCCCAGUAUGAAGAGCAACUUAUUGAGCCUUGGACAACUUCUUGAGAAAGGUUACUCCAUGAUCAUGCGUGACAAUUCUAUAGAAGUGUUUGAUAAGAAGCAUCGCCUAAUAAUCAAGGCUCCAAUUGCUAAAAACAGAACCUUUAAGGUCAAUCUAAAUGCUUCUACCAUAUAA